Molecule: messenger RNA, 483 nt
Organism: Spodoptera exigua (beet armyworm)
Lineage: Eukaryota; Metazoa; Arthropoda; Insecta; Lepidoptera; Noctuidae
Source: the annotation of a GenBank genome assembly
CCCUGCAGAUAAUACUAUGUAUUUUCUACCACAAUAUGAAGAGUUCGUUCGCGACCACUGCGGCCUUGUAUCGAGGGGUGAUCAUGGAAGUGCAGCUUUGCAUCGUCGUUAUACUGUAUUCUCUGGACGUAGUGUUCCAUAUCGUCCUCAUAGUUGGUGCUCAUAUGAAGAGACGUCGUCUUCUACGCAUCUACUACUACUAUGAGCUGACGACGAUGGUGGCUACCUUCGUUGUGGUGCUGAUCACCUAUAUAGACUUCGACAGGUACCCGCGGUGGAACUUCAUCCUCACAGAAUUCUGUCUGGCUUUUACUGGAUUCGUGUUACAGGUAUACCUAGUACUGCUCGUGCGAAGCGAGCUGAAGAAGGACCGGUACCAGGAAGGCACAUCCAGCUACAUCAACCACGUCGCUGAGGUCUUCAUAGACCCCCCACUCCGGCGACAAUGGAGAACUGAUCUUUAGAUAGAAUAAACUUAUAGAU